Messenger RNA from Ylistrum balloti, 2881 nucleotides. RefSeq names its product D-erythrulose reductase-like. The transcript is spliced from 7 exons. Lineage: Eukaryota; Metazoa; Mollusca; Bivalvia; Pectinida; Pectinidae. The record is from RefSeq and is a predicted model, not a curated record. The coding region runs from base 31 to 765 and encodes 244 amino acids. Gene Ontology annotation, biological process: xylulose metabolic process; glucose metabolic process. Gene Ontology annotation, molecular function: carbonyl reductase (NADPH) activity; L-xylulose reductase (NADPH) activity.
CUGCGGUUUUAGGUCAGUCUCCUUUACAAAAUGGAAAUCUCAUUUCAGGGGAAGCGAGCACUCGUGACAGGUGCCGGGAAAGGCAUUGGGCGAGAGAUUGCAAAGAAACUAGUGGAAUGCGGUGCAGAAACAUAUGCUCUGAGUAAGACCAAAGAGGGUCUGGACUCUUUGAAGUCUGAGGUACCCAGCAUGCACAUUGUGCAGGCAGAUUUAGCAGAUUGGGAUGGAUCAAGGAAAAUCAUAGAACAACUUGGUCCCAUUGAUCUCCUGGUGAACAAUGCUGGAGCGGCAUGGAAUGCACCAUUCAUGGAAGUGAAGAAGGAAGAACUAGAUUUUACCUUUGACAUCAAUGUCAAGUCCAUAGUGAAUGUGUCACAGGUGUGUGCAAAGGGAAUGAUUGAAAGAGGACAGGGAGGUUCUAUAGUCAACAUGUCCAGUAUUGCUUCCACAAAGGCUUUACAAGACCAUACAUGCUACAGUGCCUCAAAAAGUGCUGUUGAUAUGCUCACCAAGACCAUGUGUCUGGAACUUGGUCCCCACAAGAUAAGAGUGAAUUGUGUGAACCCAACUGUUGUGUGGACAGAGAUGGGUAAAAAGGGAUGGAGUGAUCCAGCUAAAUCAGGUCCUCUCUUAGCAAGGAUUCCACUAAACAAGUUUGUAGAGUUAGAAGAUGUUGUGAAUGCUACCCUGUUUUUGCUGAGCGACAAGAGUGCAAUGGUCAAUGGUACAAGUAUGUUAUUGGAAGGAGGCCUGUCUUGUAGUUAAAAUCCCUGCUUCAUAUCUAAUCACCUGCCAACCGUAUUGGAGUGGAAAUUUAGUACACAGUAUACAUGUGUAGUUUGAAUUAAUUAUAAUGAAAAUUUGAUGACUCUAAUUGAGAAAAUGAAAUCAUGAUAGGAUUGUGCCAUAUAAAAUAUAUGAAAUUAAAUGUGUUGUAUGCUAAUUACAUACAAUUUAUAUAUUGUUAGACUAUUUUAUUUUGCUUUGGUUUAUUCAGCUUUGCAAAGCCAUCUUCAAAAUCCAAGGGUUCUUUUCUAAAUUUUAACUUUUGUGAACCCUUAAAAUGCAUUGUCAAAAUGAAAAACUCAUGUUUAUCUAUUUUAUAAUCCUUGGAUCCUGACAUCAAUCUUUAAAGAUAAGGGUUUAUUAUAGAAUCUUACUGUUGGGAAUUAUUUUACCUGUAAUUAUACAUGGCUAUUCACCCUGUUAUAAUCAUGUAUUGCCACAAGGUUGUAUGCAUCAGAACUUUAAAUUUGUUGAGUAUGAUGUAUUACAUGGAUGUUAUGAUGAUGUGUGGUAAACAGAGUGCAAGGAUGCUAAGAUGAUAUGUGGUACACAGAGUACAAGGAUGCUAAGAUGACAUGUGGUAAACAGUGUACAUGGAUGCUAAGAUGACAUGUGGUAAACAGUGUACAUGGAUGCUAAGAUGACAUGUGGUAAACAGAGUACAAGGAUGCUAAGAUGAUAUGUGUUAAACAGAGUACAAGGAUGCUCAGAUGAUAUGUGGUAAACAGUGUACAUGGAUGCUAAGAUGAUAUGUGUUAAACAGAGUACAAGGAUGCUAAGAUGAUAUGUGGUAAACAGUGUACAAGGAUGCUAAGAUGAUAUGUGGUAAACAGAGUACAAGGAUGCUAAGAUGAUAUGUGUUAAACAGAGUACAAGGAUGCUAAGAUGAUAUGUGGUAAACAGUGUACAAGGAUGCUAAGAUGAUAUGUGGUAAACAGAGUACAAGGAUGUUAAGAUGAUGUGUGGUAAACAGAGUACAAGGAUGCUAAGAUGAUAUGUGUUAAACAGAGUACAAGGAUGCUAAGAUGAUAUGUGGUAAACAGUGUACAAGGAUGCUAAGAUGAUAUGUGUUACACAGAGUACAAGGAUGCUAAGAUGACAUGUGGUAAACAGAGUGCAAGGAUGCUAAGAUGACGUGUGGUAAACAGAGUACAAGGAUGUUAAGAUGAUAUGUGGUAAACAGAGUACAAGGAUGCUAAGAUGAUAUGUGGUAAACGAGUACAAGGAUGCUAAGAUGAUAUGUGGUAAACAAAGUACAAGGAUGCUAAGAUGAUAUGUGGUAAACAGAGUACAAGGAUGCUAAGAUGAUAUGUGGUAAACAGAGUACAAGGAUGCUAAGAUGAUAUGUGUUACACAGAGUACAAGGAUGUUAAGAUGAUAUGUGUUAAACAGAGUACAAGGAUGUUAAGAUGACGUGUGGUAAACAGUGUACAAGGAUGUUAAGAUGAUGUGUGUUAAACAGAGUACAAGGAUGCUAAGAUGAUGUGUGGUACACAGAGUACAAGGAUGCUAAGAUGAUAUGUGUUACACAGAGUACAAGGAUGCUAAGAUGAUAUGUGGUAAACAGAGUACAAGGAUGUUAAGAUGAUAUGUGGUAAACAGUGUACAAGGAUGCUAAGAUGAUAUGUGGUAAACAGAGUACAAGGAUGCUAAGAUGAUAUGUGGUAAACAGUGUACAAGGAUGCUAAGAUGAUAUGUGGUAAACAGAGUACAAGGAUGUUAAGAUGAUAUGUGGUAAACAGAGUACAAGGAUGUUAAGAUGAUAUGUGGUAAACAGAGUGCAAGGAUGCUAAGAUGAUAUGUGGUAAACAGAGUGCAAGGAUGCUAAGAUGAUAUGUGGUAAACAGUGUACAAGGAUGCUAAGAUGAUAUGUGUUACACAGAGUACAAGGAUGUUAAGAUGAUAUGUGUUAAACAGAGUACAAGGAUGUUAAGAUGAUAUGUGGUAAACAGAGUACAAGGAUGCUAAGAUGAUAUGUGGUAAACAGUGUACAAGGAUGUUAAGAUGAUAUGUGGUAAACAGAGUACAAGGAUGUUAAGAUGAUGUGUGGUAAACAGAGUACAAGGAUGCUAAGAUGAUAUGUGGUAAACAGUGU